Molecule: messenger RNA, 1527 nt
Organism: Oikopleura dioica
Lineage: Eukaryota; Metazoa; Chordata; Appendicularia; Copelata; Oikopleuridae
Source: the annotation of a GenBank genome assembly
AUGGCUCCAACUCUCCCUGCCUCAAAGCUGGUCAAUCAGUUGAAAGCCAUUACAGCUAAACGCCGUGAUAACUGGAAGAAAUCGUAUCAGAGUUUUCGGCCCUCUCCUGAAACGGAGAGUGAAGUAACAUCAAUCCACGCAACAUACGUAGAUAGGGACGAAGCAUGCAAAUGGAUCCACAAUCAAUGCAUCCAUCAUCAAUUAUCAAGCGAUACAAUUGCUCUUGCGAUUGCAAUUUUCGAUAGGGUCAUAUUUGGAAUGAAAGUGAAAAAGGCGCACGUCCGCGUUCUCGCCACCACUUGUCUCCUUCUAGCCGCCAAGUUGCUCGAAGACGAGCAGAUUAGAAACCUAGGCAAACAUCUCAUUAGGGCUUCAAAGACUGCUUUUUCUGUGCGCGAUCUGAAGCGCAUGGAAAUGACGAUUCUUUCAAAACUCAACUGGGAAGUGUCGGAAUCCACGGCCGUGGAUUUCUUUUCCUCCCUCCUCGACUACAUCAACGUCACUACGCAUCACCGCAAGGUCGUUGGGCUUGACGCCAAGAAGGUGCUCCUGCAUUUUCUCGCCAAGCAACUCACCAACUUCGAAACGGCUCGAAUUCCUCCUCUGGAGCUUGCUUUUGGCCUCUUCAUGGUCGCCUUCAAAAAGUACUCCGCUCAGUUCCGAAUUUUCUUCAAACUCCACCAAAAACAACUCGGCCUCAAGCUCGACAUCAAAAUGGCCGAAGACGCUGCUCGUCUUCUCAAGCCGAGCUACAUGACAAUGCUUCCGACUCUUGUCGCUCCGAUUCGACAUCAAUUUACGAUGUCAGCGGAUUCGGAAGGGGCUGAUGGAAUGGACAACGAUGGAUUCAUUUGGAAAAUGUUCGCUGAUAGGUGUAUGGAACCCGUUCCAGCGCCCGAAGACCAGCCAUCUGUAAAAAAAGCCGGCAAAAUGAAGCCUCCGCUGAUGAAACUUUGGACGGCCGAUUUCAUGAAGCCGACCUCCUUUCGCGUUUCCCUCCAAUACAACAUCUUGAGAUACAAAAACGGCCAAAUCAAUUGGUUUGAUAAAAUAAGCGAAAAUCUCUACCUCGGCGCGAUUCCUCUCAAAUCUUCUUCCACAAAUGGCUCUCAAGGUCGAUUAGGAGAUGUUCCCAAAAAGCUUCCAGAACUGAAUAUCAAAGCAGUUAUUAGCUGUAAUGAAGAGUUUGAGCGGGUCGUGACGCCAAGUGUAGCGGAAUGGGAAAAACUUGGAAUUCAUCAAUACAAGGUCAAUGUCGCUGAUUUCAACUUCGCUCCUACUGUAGAUGAGCUCAAUUCGAUGGCGGAUACGAUCAAUAAGCACAUAUCAGAGAACGAAGGAGUUUAUAUCCACUGCAAAGCCGGCCGAACACGCUCAAGUACGGUGAUGGCCUCGUACUUCAUCAAGCACAAAAGACAAACCGUAGAUGAAGCCUACUCGCUGAUAAAGAAAGGAAGACCUCAUGCUAUUCUUCACGAUGUACAUUUAGCCGCUCUACAGAAAUUAUACGAAUCACUUCAAAAAUAG